AUGCACCAUCUCAAGCUUCGACCUCUCACCUUCCAAACUCUGUCACAUCUAACUCAACUCUUCAGCAGUUUGGGGGAGCUCCAUACUAUCUCUCAGAGAGGCUACGGCACCACCUACACCAUCAGACCAGGCAGCCGCUACCCAAUGACCCGGCGGACACCCAGUCCCGGUUCCCCGGACCGCUCAGAUCCUCUGGGACCCAUCCGGGGAUUCGGUCUGGCCACUUCUCCCAUCAUACCCCCCACCAUCCUUAAGUCGUCUAGCCUCAGUCUCCCUCACGAACCUAAAGAAGUGCGUUUCGUCAUGAGGAGCUCCAGCGCACGGAGUCGCUCUCCCUCGCCCGCCCCCUCCUCGGGCAUGCCCUCCCCCCUGCUCACCCUACGGCCGUUCCACCAGAAGCCCCUCCACCUGUGGAACAAGUAUGACGUUGGCGACUGGCUGGCCAGCAUUAACCUGUCUGAACACCGGGAGCGAUUCCAAGAGCAUGAGAUCGAGGGCUCCCAUCUGCCUGCUCUGACCAAGGAGGACUUCGCUGAGCUGGGCGUGACACGCGUCGGUCACCGCAUGAACAUUGAGCGCGCCCUUAAACAGCUGCUGGAGAGUUGACCACGCGCCUCCCUCUACCUGUAGCUAGUCUCAACACAGUUUUCUUUUAUUUUCUUAUUUAAUUUGCUUGUCAUUUUUCUUGCAAUUCUUGAGCUUUAAAUCCGAAGUGUGUCAUUUCGAUGUUAAAAUAAUUAUCCUAUCCCACGCUUUUGUAAAAAGCAAUCCCUGGGGUGUUACUAAAUGGUAUUAAUAUGUACCAUUUAGGUACUAAUAGGUACAUUUUUGGUGCUGAUAUGUAAGGCAGAGAUGUCUAAUUUUGCUCCUGGAGGGCCACCUUUUUCAGAGUUUAGCUCUCAGCAGUUUCAAUACACUUGCCUGGAAGUUUCUACUGAUUCUGUAGACCGUGAUUAGCUGUUUAGCUGAUGUGUUUAACUGGAACUAGAGCUAAACUCUGCUGACAAGUGGCCAUCCAGGAGCAGGAUUGGACACCCCUGCUUUAAGGUACUAUUAUGAACCCUUUAGGGGUAGAAAUAAGUAGGGUUGCAAAGAGGCAGAAAUUUUUGGAAAGUUUACAGAAAUGUUCCACCCUUUGCAGCCCUAUAAAUAAGGUACAACGGAAGGGUACUGCACCAGUGCACCAACAACUUUUUUGGACCUCUUUUUCCAGGAAUGCAAUUUAAUAUUCCCCUGAAAACAUUGCUCUGUUUAUUUGAGCAUCCCAACCAAUCCGACGCACCAACAUUGACAGUGUUUGGCCAACCAAUGGCAGUCUAUUUAAACAAUCAUUUUUGCUAUUGCCGCAGAAAUUACACACUUCAGUUUUAAAUAAUCUCACUAUUUCCUAAAUCCAUCAUUGGUGUAGUGGGUGUUGACUCCAUGCUGUUUUUUGUAGCACUAUCCUAAGCCCCUCCAGCACAUGGGUGCUGUGUAUUUGGAAGGGACUGUGAAUUUAGUGAUCGAAUUGGCUUUGUUCACACUGCACAAAAAUCUGAUUUAUUUUGCAAAAUCAGAUCUGCUGACGGCGUCUUGCCAUGGUGCCAAACUCAUGAUGCAUUUAUUUAAUGCAUUUAUGCAAAUACUUAAAACCGCUCAUUGAUUCAACUUAUUUACUAUUCACUGUAUAGUUUCCUAUAUGGUGAAAAAGCGAGAGAAAAUUAGUGUAUUUGCAAAGUAAAUAUCAUCCCGAAUUAGGAAAAACUACUUGAAAUCCAAUUUGACAGUUCACACUGCAUUUGAAUCUGAUUUCAAACCACUUACAGUAAUGGGGUUCCAAAAUAAUGCUCAAAUGCUACAAAACUCAGAUUUUUGCUGUCUGUCGAAAACAAAGCCUAUUCAAAACAUCUCGUAAUUGAUUCUUCAGUUUCAUUAGCAUGAUAAACACCCACUAAUCCCUUAGUCCCAAAUCCAUUUUUUUCUACUUUACUAUUCGCUUCUUACUGCUGUCAUUCAUUCAGAGAAAGGAGGGAUGCUGUUGAGAAAAGGAAGUUCAGUUGCCUUUCAGAGUAUUUUUUUAGGAGUGGAUGAGCAGAGUGGGCGUGGCCAGAUCCUCUCUGUUUACCGCCUGCCCCCUUCUGGCUGAGGGACGUACUACACUCGGAGAAUGUUUAACCAACACUAGUGGCUUUUUCAUAAUCAGACUCUUAACUUUGGGUUUCCAAAGGAAAUAUGACAUUAGAUAGAAUAUCUCAAUGUAUUUAAAUAGCUUUGAAAAUGGAGGGAGACAGCAAACAACAGGACGGACCGUGCAAAACUGCACCUGUCUCUCUCCCUAGAUGAUUUAUUCCACCAAUAAUUUACCCAUUUUUACCAAUUAUAUACAUAUAUAUUUGACAGAAAAAAGGUAUAUAGAUAUAUGAAUAUAAC
This is a messenger RNA of Sinocyclocheilus anshuiensis, 2409 nucleotides long. Its product is annotated as SH3 and multiple ankyrin repeat domains protein 3-like. The record is from RefSeq and is a predicted model, not a curated record. Gene Ontology annotation, molecular function: synaptic receptor adaptor activity; ionotropic glutamate receptor binding. Bases 1 to 606 code for a protein of 201 amino acids. Lineage: Eukaryota; Metazoa; Chordata; Actinopteri; Cypriniformes; Cyprinidae. Gene Ontology annotation, cellular component: postsynaptic membrane; dendritic spine; postsynaptic density. The transcript is spliced from 2 exons.